Molecule: messenger RNA, 480 nt
Organism: Penicillium salamii
Lineage: Eukaryota; Fungi; Ascomycota; Eurotiomycetes; Eurotiales; Aspergillaceae
Source: the annotation of a GenBank genome assembly
AUGUCGCAGGUGACAUUGAAGACAGUUGAUGACGAACUCAAGGAUGUCAUCCAGCAUCUAUUCGAGAUCCAAAGUGCUGUCCACGGCUACCUGGGACCAGAGACACAACAAGAGCUUGUCCGCAAGAUAAAAAGCCUCACCCUCGCACUUUCAACCCUUUCAACACACACUCAACCUCCCAAAUCUCAAGAUCCCCUCCCAGAACAAGACCCCUCCAACCCCUUGCUCGCCAACAUCCAGCUCCCACCAGAAAUCAUCGACUACGUCGACUCAGCCCGCAACCCAGACAUCUACACUCGUGAGUUCGUCGAACUCGUUCAGCGCGGUAAUCAAGAUCUGCGCGGCAAGCGCGAGGCAUUCGCCGGGUUCAGGGACGUGCUGGCGCGUGAAAUGCGUAGCGCCAUGCCUGAGUGUCGUGCAGAGGUCGAUCGUACGGUCCAGGCUUCUGGAGGCAAGGUUGGGGAUGAAGCUGGGAAUUAG